AUGGCUCAGCUGUGUGAAAAGUGUGUGAAGUUGCUUCAGGACUUUGUGUCCCUUGUGAAGAGGAUGUCCUCAGGUCUGAUACAGAACAUUAAGGAGUAUUUGAUUCUGAUAAGUGAAUGCUCUUGCCUAAAACGAAAGACCUCUGAAGCCAGACAGCUAUACAAACCUGUCCUUCUGCCACACGAAAAGGAGAUUGCGCGAGAGUUUCUACAGCACAUUGAAACAGGUUUUGAAAUGUCACCAUUUGGAAAGGACUCCCUGGAAGCUCUGAGGACCUUAGCAUUUUCAGAAAACCCUGGUUUACAGCAGUCUGCUGCUCUGUAUUACUUGCAUAUGAGUCAGCACUUGAGCACCCAUCUGCCUGCUGAGCAUUUGGAAUCCUAUUAUGCUUUACUGCAGUCCAGUGACAUGGAGGUUCAGCAGAUGUCUUCCUUGUCCCUCGUAAAUUUUUUGCUGGAAGGAAACAUAAACAAAGAACAAGUUGUCCAAAUGGGUUUACUUGAGCCAAUUCUGGAGCUGCUCGAGUCAGGGGACUCCACUGUCCAGUGCAACUCCUGUGCCUGCAUAAUGACUUUGGCUGUCUCAGAGUCCAACCGAGAGGCCAUCGGCUCAGCAGGAGUUAUACCCUUGCUGGCACUUGCCAACUCCUAUGAUCCUAGAGUCCAACAAAAUGCAGUUGGAGCUAUUCUCAACCUCACACGAUCAGAGUGGAUCCAGCAAGUCCUGUGCAGGGAAGGAGCCCUCCCUGUCCUCAUCCUGAUGUUAGAAUCUCCUGACUCAGAAGUACAGUAUUAUAGUUGUGCAGCUUUAAGCAAUGUGGCAGCCAACUCUCAGUACCAUGAAGCCAUGUUGCGAGUUGGGGACCAAUUCCUUCUGCGGACACUCAUUUCUCUCCUGUCUUCAUCUGUGGACAAGGUUUCAAGCCAGGCAUGUGUUUGUCUGAGGAACUUGGCCACAAGUGUGAACAUUCAGGCUGACAUCAUUGCUAUGGACAUCCUGCCCAAGCUGCUGUCUCUCCUUGCAUCUAGCAAUUCAGAUGUUCAACAAGCUUCUAUUGCACUCCUCUGGAUAUUAUCCCAACACCCAGUCAACCAGGACGCUCUGAUGCAUGGAGAGGUGCUGCAGAACCUGGGGAUGCUCUUGUUAACUCACCCAACGGACCCAGGCAUUGUUGGUCACACUGCCUGUAUCAUCAAAAAUCUGAGCCUUUGCAAAACCAGACAGGGAAUCAUUGAAAGUCCAUGUGUGGAAGGACUCCUCCAGGCUAUCCUGUCUACUGAAAUUCAAGAAGAAUCUCUUCAUUACGUGACAUGUGCUCUUGGUGAGCUGGCAAUGCAUGAAGGUGCCACAUUACAUUUGCUAGAAUGGAUGAAUGAACCCCUGAUAAAGCGCCUAGUGAGAUUGGCUGGGCAACGGGAACAUACAGAGCCAUCAUUUCAAGCUGCCUCCAUUGUCCGACGCAUGAUAUGUCAUGAUAAAGUGAUGUCUCUGCUGAAAUGCCACCUGGAGGAAGUCCAGCUCUACCUCAUGAAUUUUCUCAGCCACCAAGAGAUUCGCUUUCAGCAGCUGGGUAUUUCUACGCUGGGCAAAUUACUGGAAGAUCCAGAAUUUUCAUCUGCAUUCAGCCAGAGUCAAUUGAUGGAGUAUCUUGAGCAAGUCCGUCAACAGACGGAAGAAACUCAGGAGCUCCUUAAAAUGGCUACCAGCCACAAAGGCAGUUAA
Molecule: messenger RNA, 1722 nt
Organism: Emys orbicularis (European pond turtle)
Lineage: Eukaryota; Metazoa; Chordata; Testudines; Emydidae
Exons: 14
Coding region: 1-1722 (573 amino acids)
Biological process (GO): cell adhesion; nucleus-vacuole junction assembly
Molecular function (GO): cadherin binding; protein-membrane adaptor activity
Source: RefSeq, a predicted model, not a curated record